CUGAUUUUAGCUUCUUUUAGCUCGUUCCCAAACACUAUACUUGUUCUUGAAUGGUUCAUAAGUAUGAAAGUCAAGUAGCUGUCCCUUUUAGCACGCCUAGAAUAUUUCUCUGCGCUGUUGUAGCGAGCACACUGCGUCAGUGGCUUAAGCCUGACUGUUCGCCUGAUCCCGGUUUCUUUGACACGCUGUUGGAGAAAGGUUAAACCAUGGGUCGCAUCCCGACGGUGCACAGUAAAACGUAUGUCACGCCCCGGCGUCCUUUCGAGAAGGAGCGUCUCGACCAGGAGCUCAAGCUCAUCGGCGAGUACGGGCUGCGGAACAAGCGCGAGGUGUGGCGAGUCAAGUACACGCUCGCCAAGAUCCGCAAAGCGGCCCGAGAGCUGCUCACGCUCGACGACAAGGACCCCAAGCGGCUCUUCGAAGGCAAUGCGUUGCUUCGUCGACUAGUACGUGUGGGCGUGCUGGAGGAGAGCAAGAUGAAGCUCGAUUACGUGUUGGGUUUGCGCAUUGAGGACUUCCUGGAGCGCCGCCUGCAGACGCAGGUCUUCAAACACGGCCUCGCCAAGAGCAUCCACCAUGCCCGUGUGCUCAUCCGGCAGAGGCACAUUCGGGUCCGCAAGCAAGUGGUGAAUGUGCCCUCCUUUGUGGUGCGCCUUGACUCCGAGAAGCACAUUGACUUCUCGCUCAAGUCUCCCUUCGGCGGUGGCCGCCCAGGACGUGUCAAGAGGAAGAAUAUGCGCAAGGCACAGGGAGGCACCGCACAGGAGGAAGAGGACGAUGACUAGACUGUGUGCCCUUACUCCUCUCCACAUGCAAAUAAACAACAACUGUUGCUUGCUUGCA
Molecule: messenger RNA, 843 nt
Organism: Dermacentor albipictus
Lineage: Eukaryota; Metazoa; Arthropoda; Arachnida; Ixodida; Ixodidae
Gene: RpS9
Product: ribosomal protein S9
Biological process (GO): ribosomal small subunit biogenesis; translation
Cellular component (GO): cytosolic small ribosomal subunit
Molecular function (GO): structural constituent of ribosome; rRNA binding
Source: RefSeq, a predicted model, not a curated record